UAUCCUCGUCUCAAUCCGUGUAUGACAUAAGUGAAAUGUAAAUAAAAGUAUCGAUGUUUAUGUCUAUAUCUUCUUCAUACUAUGUUUUUCUUUUAUCUCUUUUUUUUGUUAUACACUUUGUAAUUUUUUUUGCCUAUUCUUUGAAAUACAUAAUUACUCGUAAUAAUUACUCGUAUAGUUCAAAGUUAUAGUAUGAAACACAACUGGAUGGUGAGCCUUCCUCGAGGAGGAUGGGAGUGGCAUUCACCGCUCUUCUGCCACCACGCAUCUGCGGUAUAAAAGCAACCUGCGUUGUAGCGCGUUUAGUUUCGUUUCGCAGUAGCCGAUUGUAAAACGCAACAUUUUUCAGCAUGGAAUUUCACACUGUAAUUUUGGCCACGUUACUUUUGGCCGGCAUGAUCAUGGCGUAUCCACAAAAAGACGGGCAAAUCUUCAGCAAUGAAGCGAUACGACAAGCUCAGAAUACAUAUCUCAUCCCUAAGGAUGCAACCAUACAAAAGGUCCAGGAGGGCAUCGAACUGGCCGCUUAUGAAUCAAUUCCUGGAGAUCAGAGAAUCAACCUCUUCGAGAUUUUGGGCGAGCACGUGCCACCCGAAGUAGUGAAUAAUCUUCAGACCCAGAUCGAUCAAAUCGGUCGAAAUUAAAUUCCUUUCUCUCACAAUUGUCGUCAUAUCGUCAUCGUCGUGUAAAAAUAAUCAUAUUCUAAGUCUUACGCUCGUAGAAAAGUAUUUAUAAAUAAAUGUUUUCUUUGUACCUUGCUUUUGUAUUUUACAAAAUUCUUUUUACAGUAUAGAAAGAAUUUUUACUUUUCAUAAAUAAAUGUAUAAAAAAAAGCAGCUUAUAUAUGCGUAUCUUCUUCUGCUUGCAAUUAUAAUCCACAAUAAUAAACAGAAAAUCAGUUUAUCAAUAUGGUAUGUGGAGAAACAUAAACAUAGUAUACUUUACUAAUAAAAUACUUCAUCUCUUUCAUAAUUUUAUUGAUGUGCAGUUUCACAAGGGAUUAAGUAUUGAAAUUGACGUUCCUCAAAACGUGCAGUCUGCAAAUCAUGAAAUUAAUCACGUAUUCUCGUAAGGACCCUCUAGUUUGAAUUAUGUAUGCUGCUAGCGAUAUAUCAUAGAGAAAGUUGCAGAACUACUUAUCGAAGAAGCGUACUUUCACUUCUAUUCAUCGUGUUAUUGAACGUAAUUUUUCUGCUCUGCCGUUUAUUACAUGACACAGCUAGAUCGCAAAUUUCAGCAUAAUCAAUACACGACGGGGUUAUGAGAUCAUAUUUUCCGUUUUUGUUCUGCUAAUUUUAUUGUCUCAUUAUUAUAAUACAUGUCUAUAUUGAGAGCGGAAGAUCUCGAUUCAUGUUUCUUAUGGAACUUUCACUUUCUUUCAUAUAUAUGUAUAUAUACAGAGCCGUGCGUAUGUAAAUGGGAUAAAUCUAUCAGAAAAUUCAUUAUAUAACAAUAUACAGUUCGAUCAUCUUAUGCUACCUGUUACAAAAGCUUAAUAGAAAAUAGUUAUUAUUAAUAAAUUACUGAUUAAUGGUUCUUUUUUUGUAAUUUCUCGCACAUACAUUGUACUCAGAUCAUUUAUUUCUCUAACAUUUAUUUCUCUAAAUCUAUAAUACUAUCGUACAAUAAUAGAAAAUCUUUUUCAUGAGUAGUGGGGCAUUUUAAUAAAAACAAUCGUUUUCAUGUAUCAACAUUACAUACAUUUUGGAAUAUAAAAAUCACAAAUGACAUUUGUACAUUAAUGUUAAAUAACUUAAAAACAGUUUUAUUAUGUUAAGGUACAAAUCUGAGAACUAUGUAAAUGAGUUGUGAAUAAGUUUCAAUUCGUUUCGGCCUUUCUCACUUUUCGAAUCAACAAUUCUUUUGUUUUUUAACGUAUAUAUAAUGCAUGGGCGCAAUGAAAUCAUAAAUAUACCUCCAUUUUUCUGAAUAAUUAAAGCAUAUAACAAGUCAAGAUGUGUUAUUUCUUCAAAUAACAUUAAGUAUAUAAAUCCAAUGACACUUCAAAGUAGCUAAAAAUUUCAAAUUUUUUUAAUAAGCUCCAAGAAAAAAAUUAUCAGAGCCCAUGUACCGUGAUGAAUCGCGAUUAUUGUUAGUACAUUAUCUUGCAUUUAUAUUAUUUUUUUUAUUAUAAUUAAUUUUAUCAGAUAUAUUUAUAUUAAUGCAAUUCUAUAUUAUAUUUCUUAUCAGUAUAAUAAAUUUGAGUAUCUCUCAUCGAUUCGAAAAUAUCACGACAAACUAUACAUAAGAUGAUUUUCUAACAUUUCUUGAGAAAAGGAAGUACUCUAAAUUUACCUCAUUAAAUCAUUUAUUUUAACAUCUCAUGUGUUACGGAAAACUUAAGAGAUGUAUAUGCAUGUGCGGUUAUCAGAUAAUAAAUGGAAUGAGAUAUUUAAUCUUAGAAACUACAUUAAUAUCAAAAACAUAUAGAUAACAAUAGAAAACACAAAUAUAGAUAAAAAAAAGGAGAAACCAUGUUUUUUUUGACAAUUAAUUGAAAAAAUACUAAACAAAAAUAGUAACACGCAUAUAUUCCUACAUAUUUUGACUUCGUACAAAAUUUGAUUGUUAUGUACAUUAAAAAUUUCAAAUAUAGAAAUAUUUAAUAGAAAGAUAGAUUACAAAGGAUGUUAAUUAUCGCUGUUAUAUGUGAAGUUUCUGUAUUAUACUACAAUAAACUAAUAUGUACGAAAG
Pogonomyrmex barbatus (red harvester ant) is the source of this 2694-nucleotide messenger RNA. RefSeq lists its product as uncharacterized. The record is from RefSeq and is a predicted model, not a curated record. Lineage: Eukaryota; Metazoa; Arthropoda; Insecta; Hymenoptera; Formicidae.